AUGGAGUCUUUGCAUUUAUUUCUGCGGGAAGCAACACAAGAGCUUUUGUAUAAUAUUGUUUAUGAUGAAUGUGAGGUCAAUAAUAAUAAUGAUGGAGGAAUUGAAUUUCGCGAACUGAGCGAAAAAUUCGAGACAAGAUUUGGCUAUCGACCUAUGGAUUUCUUCAACUUUGGCAAUGAAAGUCGAAAAGGAUGGGUCAGCUUUUUAAAGUCAUCGCCCGGAUUAUGUUUUAUUAAAAGGAAAGUAUUCAUUUUUGAAAACGAAAUUGGUAAGUGUGUAGCGUACAAGAAAUUUAACGAAACGAAAAUACAUUUUACGCACGAAUCACUUAAUAUUACUGUCGCAAAGUAUCGUCAAAUGCUCAUUCAAAAAGCGUGCGAUUUAGUUUCACAACAAACCGAUGCUGUUUGCACUGAUGUCACCGAUUCGCACGGAAAUACUCCUUUAUAUUUAAUCGCUGCUUUACCAUGUAUUGACCACAAACCGACUCUUGUACAGUACUUGUUAAAGGCCGGCUUUAAGCCACACUAUGAGAAUAACAAUGGUCAAACUAUGCUUCACAUAAUCGCCGGUAGAAUGCAAGCGGAAGUCUGUAAAAACGAUGACGGUAGUGUUCGUAUAGAUUGUGAAUCAUUUGGAAAGAGGAAAUUUGACCCAAGUAGAUGGCCUGCUAAUGAUAGAACAGCCCUUCUAAAACUUUUCUCCUCAGAAUUAUCGCACAGAGAGCUCACUGUAUUAGCAAAUACACCUAACAGGGAUGGAAAUACAGCAAUGCAUGAGUGGGUUAUCUCCUUGUCAACCAUAACUUCUCGUGGCUUACAACUUGGUUUUGACGUGGCAGAGAAAGAAAUCGGCCUACAGUUAUUGUCUUUCGGGGUGAACCUACGACAACAAAAUGACUCGGGGGAUAUACCACUUCAUUUUGCAUACAAUUCAGAAAUAUUUCAGUUUCUGCUUGAAAAGAGCAAACAGAAAAGUGUGGUUUGUUGUCGAGCGAGAAACGAACGCGAGGAAACCCCGCUGUUGUGCAUCUUAAAUUACGCAACAAACCUUGUAUCGAACUCCACUAAAGAAGAGAAGAAAAUGACAGCCGUGUUCCUACUGCAACAAUUAACGGAACUUGUUACGAAAAAUGAACACAUUUGCAAGACAGCGUGGAUGCCUGAUGAGAGUGGCAAUUCUGCUGUGGACAUUAUCCUGAGUACUCUGCGGAAGAUAUCACACAGUCACAGCUCGUCGGAACCUGGCAUGUUUCUUACAAAUUUUAUCGCCCAACACGUAUUUGGUUCAUCAUCUCAGGAAAAGAAGAAUGGUAAAUGUUGUGAAUUCCGAAAACAUUUGAUUUCAUUACUUGAAAGAAGCCUUUGCGUUGCAAAUGAGUACGACCUAAACCGACGAAGCCUCUUACAUGAAUUAAUUGAUCUUGGCAAUAUGGAACUGCUUCAAAGCGUUGAAAUGCUUUUGAAAAACAACGCAAAAGUAAACGCAAUUGAUUCGAAGGGUCGUACUCCACUGGAUGUGAUCAAGGAAUACAAGUCCACAAUGCCUUCUAAUUCUUUCUUCAUGGAAUGCGAAAAAAGGCUUCUACAGUAUGGGGCAACGUGUGGACCCUCCUUGAGUUCUUCCGUGGACGAUAAAACGUCAGUACCAAAUGUCGACAACAAAGUGCGCAAAAUAUUGAGCUGUCCAAAGAAACACUCACAUAGUGCACAACGCCUAAUUAAAAACAACGACAAAGUUACUGUGGUAGAUGGAAAAUAUCGUUAUUCCAGUCAAGAUCCAAUUGGUUCGGGCGCAUUCAGCUCAAUCUUUGUCGCUGUGAAGGAUGAAAACGUGCACAACAAAUCUGGUAGGAUUGACUGUCGUGUUUACGCGUUAAAACGAAUGGAAAAAGCAAAGAGGAAUCCAGAUGAGUUCAAACGCGAAAUCAAUACCUUGCUUUUUGUGUCUGGCAAAUGUGAGAAUAUAAUUAAAUACCACGAAUCUCUCGAUGACAAUAACUUCCAAUACCUUUGCCUUGACCUGAUGGACGGUGAUCUUAAUGAGUUUGUCACAAACAACAUUGUUAAUGAAGUUCUAACGAAGGAUCCAGUGAAACGUGUGCAAGCUACCAAAGAGAUUAUCAAUGGUUUGGAAUACCUUCACGGACAGAUGUUCAUUCAUCGCGAUCUCAAACCCGGAAACAUCCUGUAUACCACAGAUCCUGCUCUGCACUUCAAGAUCGCCGACUUUGGACUGACAAAGAACAUGUCCACUUCAUUAUCUACGAUGGCGUCAACCAGGAGGAGUGGUGUUGCCAUGGCACCGGGUACGCGAUGUUGGAUGGCUCCUGAACUGAUCAGUAUGAAAUCAAAAGAGCAUACCCAACGGUCAGAUAUAUUUUCCUUGGGACUGGUGUUUCAUUAUCUUCUUACUCUGGGCAAACAUCCUUUUGCAACAGGAAGUGAAGAACCAGCUCACGUUAUCGAGAGAAGAAUCGUCGAUUCACAGAUUCGGCUCAAUCGAGAUCUUGAUCCCGAAGCUCGAAGUUUUCUUCAGCAACUUCUGAACCAAGAUCCUUCCAAGCGCCCGCCAGCAAAAUAUCUCAAGCAGCAUCCUUUCCUUUGGAGCGAGAGAAAAAAGACCGAAUUUCUUAAAGCGGUUGGUGACCAACCAGAAGCCGCCAGUCCAACUAAUUAUCCUAACUCGCCAUUGGAGCAAAGUUUGCAGCUGACAAACAUUGGCCAGAUCGUGCAGCGGUCCCGUUGGGGUCUUGUAAAUCGUCACAUGAUUGCUUUGUUUGCAGAAAUUACCACAGCUCGGAAACAAAAGAAGUAUAGAACUGAUAAAGUGAUCGAUUUGCUAAGAUUCAUCAGAAAUGCAUACGUUCACAAGCAAGAGAGAUCGCUAAAAUUACAAGAUGAUCUUGACAGAAAUAUUUUCCUACAGUUAUACCCUUCUCUUGUUCUUGAUGUUUUCGAUGUAGUACAGAAACUUGGUUUCCUUAACGAUACAAACCGUACCAAUAUUCAACAAGCUUUAAUGUUGAUCUAA
Paramuricea clavata is the source of this 3033-nucleotide messenger RNA. The record is from the annotation of a GenBank genome assembly. Lineage: Eukaryota; Metazoa; Cnidaria; Anthozoa; Malacalcyonacea; Plexauridae.